Molecule: messenger RNA, 1317 nt
Organism: Cyclospora cayetanensis
Lineage: Eukaryota; Apicomplexa; Conoidasida; Eucoccidiorida; Eimeriidae
Exons: 4
Coding region: 1-1317 (438 amino acids)
Source: RefSeq, a predicted model, not a curated record
AUGCUGAGCUUGCUAGGGGGUUUAAUUCGAGGGAAGUCCAGAGAGUCACGCGCGACCCUCCAACAGGCAAAACAGGCUGAUCCAUUUGCGGAUAUUAAAGUCGACCUGUACUUGGUAAAGGGGGAAAACUGUGAGGAGGUGCUCUCUGAAGCCGCAGUUUUCCUCUUGUCUGAUGGAUUCUUGUUCGUGGGAACCCUCGCACAGAGUGAAGGCGGAGUCUCUCAGGAGGUGCUCCCCUUCCUCAGGAGCAGGGAGAGGGGCAUGCAGGAAGCUCUGGAGUUCAAAUACGAAGUCGUGGAGAGGUUCAGACAGCACAAACCAGACAUGUGCCAGUGGGCUAUCGAAUCCGAGAUCGACAGGGAAGUCGAAUUCGGACUGGUCUUUCCAUCCGAAUCUUCCACCGCUUCCUUCAGUCGACACUUGGUGCACCGCCUCUGCUCCCAGGUGUACAUGCAGGUCUGCACCUCGCCGUGCAUGCUGAGUGAGUAUGAUCGUCUUGGAUCUUUUUGGAGAGACAGCACUGAAGGGCCCGCUACGGCGGAAAUAAGGGAAAAACCAAACUGCGCCGAGGCGUAUCUCCUAGUGUACAGCAGCAACAGCAACAACAGCAACAGCAACAGCAGCAGGAGCAGCAACGGGGGGGAAGUUGAUGGAGGCAGAGGUGGCGCAGAGAGGGGCAAAACACGAAGCAGCAGUAGCAGCAGUCGGCGCUUGUCUGCUGAAUCCUCCGUAGACACAACCGCUGCUGCUGCUCCUGCUGCUGCUGCUGCUCCUGCUGCUGCUGCUCCUGCUGCUGCAGCAGAGGAAGCCGGUGAAGAUGCCCAUCCCUCCGCAGCGGAGGAAGCACUGACAGCGCCAGACCCCGACCAAUUACCUUUCUGCUUCAUUCGGAUAUGCCACGACGAGUUUGUUGUACCUCUGCCGGAUCAAGGCGAGCUUCAGUGGUGGGGAUCUUCUCCCGAUGGCGAGAAGCGUCUCUACCGCAUCCAGUUCUGCGAAGAAGCUGGACUUGCCGCAACAGCAGCAGACGGAGCAGCAGCUAAUAAGCAGCAGCAGGAGCACCCGGCGAAGAAGGAAGCUCCAGGAGAUAGGGGAAAGCGAUUUCUAGACCUCUACGCCGUGACUUUGGCAGAAGUGAGCAGCAAGUGCCGCUUCUCCGUCGAGAUAGACCUAGACAAGCGGAUCGGAUAUCUCGGGAAGUUUGAUGUAUCCCCUGGGGACGACGAGAGAGAAGGGAUGCAGAUUGACGACGCCGAAAGCGAUCCUUCAGACGAUGAGGACCAGUUCCCAAUCGUAAUUCGAGACCCCACAAAGUAA